AUGGCGGCGAGAAUGGCGGCGGCUCGCGGUGCCGCAAUCCUAACUCGGCUAUCGGCUCCUAGAUCAGCGGUUUCUUCAGCUCAGGCUUCCGCUCUAGUCCAGCGCCGUGGGCUCGCCGGCGGCGGUGAUCACCACGGCCCCCCAAAAGUAAAUAUCUGGGAAGAUCCACUGAGCCCGUCAAAGUGGAAGGAAGAGCACAAAGUUGGAGAAGGAGCACACUAA
Molecule: messenger RNA, 222 nt
Organism: Striga hermonthica
Lineage: Eukaryota; Viridiplantae; Streptophyta; Magnoliopsida; Lamiales; Orobanchaceae
Source: the annotation of a GenBank genome assembly